GCUUCUUUUACCGUGCUCACUCCACCUCUCGCACCCACACCAAAAACAGGGCCGAGCUUCUUCCAGGAUGCAGGUUGCGGCCGGCUGCGAGGGCUCGGCGGCGGCGACGGAGGGGGGCGACCAGCAGAGCUCCAAGAAGCCGAGGCUGGCCGCCGAGCCACUCCUCCUCCAUGCAUCGGUGAAGCAAGAGAUGGCCGUGCUCCAAACGGCCGGAGACGGGGCCGCGGUCGUGGCGGUGGACCACGGCUCCAGGAUGGAGAUCGCCGUGAAGAUGGACGUGACCCUGCUCCAUUGCCCCCUCUGCAUCACCCCCUUGAAGCCCCCCGUCCUUCAGUGCAAGGGCGGGCAUGUGGCCUGCGGCGGCUGCCUCGUGGAGCCCUGCGCGGAGUGCGGCGGCGCCUUCGACGUCCGCAGCACGGUGAUGGACGCCGUCGUCUCCUCGACCACGGCCGAGUGCGACCACGACGGCUGCGGGCGCUACGUCACCUACCACGAGCUCACCAGUCACCGCGGCGAGUGCCCGCACGCACCCUGCGACUGCGCGGUCCCCGGCUGCGGCUUCGUCGGCCCGGCGCCGGCGCUCCUCGGCCACCUGACCGCCCUCCACUCGAUGCCGGUCUACAACUUCCAGUACGGCAAGGUCCUCACGCUCCAGGUGCCGGCGUCGCUGGAGCCGCGGGGCCUGCUGGUCGGGGACGAGGACGACCGCGCGUUCCUCAUGGUCGGCGGCGCGCUCGGCUACGGCGCGGCCGUGUCGGCGGUGUGCGUCAGGGCGGAGGCGAUGCUGUGGCCGCGGUACACGCUCAAGGUGUGGGCGAGCGGGCCGGCGCCGGCGCCGAACCGCAAGGCCGACUCCGUCAUGGCAGAGAUCGAGGUGACGAGCAGCACGGCGCCCGGCGCCGUCGCCGUCGAGGAGCUGGCGUACCUGGCGGUGCCGCCCAAGUUGCUGGUUGGGGCGGGGGCGUCCCGGCGGAUGUCUCUCAAGAUCCGCAUUGACAAGUUCACCUCCUGAUGACAGGACUGCACUACGCUUAGUCACUAACUAAUGCAAGGUUUAGGUUAGUUUGGAAAGGGUCUCGUGCAUUUUGGAGAUGAUGGAUUUUGGUUGCAAUUUAGUGGUAGUACUUCAACAUCGGACCAGGUGCUUUGCUAAUUUCCAACGGUGAAAACUAUUUUGUGGCUGUUGGAUUCGAUGUAACGAUGUUUGGAUGCCUAUGUGUUUAUUAAGAAAUUGCUGCUUAUGCAUUGUGUGAGGGUUCAUAA
This is a messenger RNA of Triticum dicoccoides, 1263 nucleotides long. RefSeq names its product E3 ubiquitin-protein ligase sina-like. Lineage: Eukaryota; Viridiplantae; Streptophyta; Magnoliopsida; Poales; Poaceae. The record is from RefSeq and is a predicted model, not a curated record. Gene Ontology annotation, molecular function: zinc ion binding. The transcript is spliced from 2 exons. The coding region runs from base 68 to 1012 and encodes 314 amino acids.